Messenger RNA from Rhodamnia argentea, 1730 nucleotides. RefSeq lists its product as uncharacterized. The transcript has 7 exons. Gene Ontology annotation, cellular component: nucleus. Gene Ontology annotation, biological process: rRNA processing. The record is from RefSeq and is a predicted model, not a curated record. Lineage: Eukaryota; Viridiplantae; Streptophyta; Magnoliopsida; Myrtales; Myrtaceae. Gene Ontology annotation, molecular function: 3'-5' exonuclease activity; nucleic acid binding. Bases 97 to 1209 code for a protein of 370 amino acids.
UCGUUUCCUUCCAGUUUCCUCUGCUGAUACAGGUCAGCACUGUGCCUCCCGCCAUUGCAGCUUUAAGUGAUCAAGGCCGUCGCUUCUCUCUUCCCCAUGGAACCCCAGGAAGCAAGCCCUGCCAAGUCCCUUACCACAAGACACAAGUGCUCAGCAUGCUACAAGCAAUACAAGAAGAAGGAGCAUCUUAUUGCCCACAUGAAGGCCUCCUACCACUCUGUUCAUCAGCCCAAAUGUCCCGUUUGCUAUAAGCACUGCAAAUCUCUAGAGUCAUUAAGAGAACAUCUCACUGGUCCUUUGGCCAAAGCAAGUUGUUCGAGCAUUUUCUCUGACCGAGGAUGUGAUCUUUGUCUGAAACUUUUGGAUAGUCCGAGUGCCCUUACUGAACAUAGAGAAACAUGUUGUCUUCCUGCACCUCAUCCAUUUGAAACAAUUUCUAUUUCUUCUAUAUACUCUCAAGUCCAUAUUUCUGAUCCAAUUGAGGGAUGCAACUAUGAUGAUUGGCAACAAGGAAGACCUAAGGCAGUUGCCCUGGAUUGCGAGAUGGUGGGUGGUGGUAGUGAUGGAUCUCUUGACCUUUGUGCUCGGGUAUGCCUUGUUGAUGAAGAUGAAAAUGUGACUUUCCACAGUUAUGUACAGCCCCAAAUUCCUGUUACUGAUUAUAGGUACGAAGUAACUGGGUUAACAGAAGGGCAACUUAGAGACGCCAUGCCACUAAAGGAAGUCCAAGAAAGAAUAUUGGAAAUUUUGUACAACGGCGAGUCUGUUGGGAAAUUAAGGUUAGAUGGAGGAAAGGCCAGUCUACUGGUAGGUCAUGACGUCGAGCAUGACCUGGACUGCUUGAGAAUGAACUACCCUGAUCACUUGCUGAGGGAUACUGCCAAAUAUCGUCCAUUAAUGAAAACAAAUUUGGUUAGCCACUCGCUCAAGUACCUCACCAAGAAAUAUCUGGGGUACGACAUUCAGUGCGGUUUCCAUGAUCCAUAUGAAGAUUGUGUCUCUGUGAUGAGGAUUUACAAGAGAAUGCGUGCUCAAGAUCAUCAACUGGAAGGAGCUAAAGUAUCUACUUGGCUUGAUGAUGGGCACAACUUACUCAGAAACUUCGAGUUUUCAAAUAAGGAACUUGAGAGUAUGUCACCAGAUGAGCUAUAUGAGAUAUCAAGAUCAAAUUAUAGAUGUUGGUGUCUGGAUUUUAAAUGUGCGCUAUGACAAAGUGCUCCUCUUCAGUUUCUACAAGGAUACUUUGGUCAUUGGCAUCGCGUCAUAUAUGUUUUUGCCAUAUAUUUCCUUUCAAAUGGAUUGAAUCCAUGCGGUUUAGUACAUAUCUGUUCACUAUAGGCAUAAGGCUUCAAAUAGGAACAGAUUUCAAGGGGAAAGUUUUAAGAUCUUAAGGAUUAGAGGUGUAAAUAACUGUAUUCCGUUCUCUCCUAUGAUUCGUGUUUUGUAUCCAUUCUGCACUGCAAUCUGUCGUUAACCAUGGUUUGAGAUCUCUGAUUGGUCUCAGAGAUGUCUGGUUAUGUACCAUGCACUGAGAAGAGAAGGUUGCAACAGAGGCUUUAGCUGCUUCACAUUGUGGGUUAUCCAUUAAGAGCGGGAAGGGAGAAAGCGAAUUGAUAAAUAGCAUCAUGAGCCUCGCCUCUGUCCUUACCUGUGUGGCUUAUGGUAUGGUAUUGUUUCUGGUCACUGACUAUAGAAUUAAUGAGAAAAAAUUCAUGCAGAGUCUUACAAUA